AUGAGAGAAAAUAAUAAAAAACAACAAAAACCUCCAUAUUUUAAAAUAUUAACUGAUUGGACAAUUUGGUUAUUAUUUUUAGGAUUUUUUUGUGAUGAAAUUGCUUUUCAAUUUAUUUCAGAACUUGGUCCUUAUUAUUUAAAUAAAGUUCUGGGUAUAAGUAUUGCCGGUACUGGAUAUUUCUCGGCAAUUCCUUAUUUACUUUCUUUAAUAACAAAAUUAUUAAUUGGGCCAAUUAAUGAUAAAUUACUUUCGAAAAUAUUUAAUGAACAAUUUAGAACUAAAUUAUUUGCUGCUAUAUCUCAAUAUGGAAUUUGUAUUUCAAUGGCUGGUUUAGCUUUUAUUCCUCUUUUAAGUUCAUCACUUUGGUUAAUUUUACCUUUCUUUUCAAUUUUAAAUAUUUUUACUGGAUUUAAUUUUCUUGGAUUUUUUCGAUAUUCACAAAAAAUAUCUGCUAAACAUUCAGAAUUACUCAUUUCUUGGAUUAAUAUAGUAAUUAGUAUUGUCCCUCUAAUCCUCCCAGGAAUUGUUGCCGCCGCGGCGCCAAAUGAUACAAUUAAACAAUGGACAAAUAUAUUUUUAACAAUUUCAAUUCUUGUAUUUAUUUCAAUAACUAUUUUUAUGUUAUUUGCAAAAUCUAAACCAAGAAAAUGGGCUUUAGAAAUAAAUGAUAAUAAAAUAAUUGAAGAAAAAGAAAUUAUUAAACAAAAAGGAGAAGAGAAUAAUUAA
Molecule: messenger RNA, 729 nt
Organism: Meloidogyne enterolobii
Lineage: Eukaryota; Metazoa; Nematoda; Chromadorea; Rhabditida; Meloidogynidae
Source: the annotation of a GenBank genome assembly